Messenger RNA from Dermochelys coriacea (leatherback sea turtle), 3821 nucleotides. It is a transcript of the gene EPHB2, whose product is annotated as EPH receptor B2. The record is from RefSeq and is a predicted model, not a curated record. Gene Ontology annotation, biological process: protein phosphorylation; angiogenesis; axon guidance. Gene Ontology annotation, cellular component: plasma membrane; neuron projection. Gene Ontology annotation, molecular function: ATP binding; protein binding; transmembrane-ephrin receptor activity. NCBI's taxonomy places the organism in Eukaryota, Metazoa, Chordata, Testudines, Dermochelyidae.
GCAGAAACGCUAAUGGACUCCACCACGGCGACGGCAGAGCUGGGCUGGACAGUGCAUCCUCCCUCAGGGUGGGAAGAGGUGAGCGGAUAUGACGAGAACAUGAACACGAUCCGGACGUACCAGGUGUGCAACGUCUUUGAGUCCAAUCAGAACAACUGGCUGCGGACCAAGUACAUACGGAGGAGAGGAGCUCACCGCAUUCACGUGGAGAUGAAAUUCUCCGUCCGGGACUGCAGCAGCAUCCCAAACGUUCCUGGCUCCUGCAAGGAGACCUUCAAUCUCUACUACUUCGAAUCUGACUUUGACUCGGCCACCAAGACCUUUCCCAACUGGAUGGAGAAUCCCUGGGCAAAGGUGGACACCAUCGCAGCUGAUGAGAGCUUCUCCCAGGUGGACCUGGGUGGCCGAGUGAUGAAAAUCAACACCGAGGUGCGCAGCUUUGGGCCAGUCUCCAAGAAUGGAUUCUAUCUCGCAUUCCAGGACUAUGGGGGCUGCAUGUCCUUAAUUGCUGUCCGGGUCUUCUACCGCAAGUGCCCCCGAGUGAUCCAGAAUGGGGCUGUGUUUCAGGAAACACUCUCUGGAGCAGAGAGCACUUCAUUGGUGGCGGCCAGGGGGUCGUGCAUUACCAACGCGGAGGAGGUGGAUGUCCCCAUCAAGCUGUACUGCAAUGGGGACGGGGAGUGGCUGGUGCCCAUUGGACGGUGCAUGUGCAAGGCUGGCUAUGAAUCGGUAGAGAACGGGACCAUAUGCAGAGGCUGCCCAUCAGGGACGUUCAAGGCCAGCCAAGGGGACGAAGGGUGCGUUCACUGCCCAAUUAACAGCAGGACUACUUCGGAAGGGGCCACCAACUGCGUAUGCCGAAAUGGAUAUUACCGGGCAGACUCCGAUCCCCUGGAUAUGCCAUGCACCACCAUCCCGUCUGCCCCGCAGGCCGUGAUCUCCAGUGUGAACGAGACGUCACUGAUGCUGGAGUGGACCCCGCCCCGGGACUCCGGGGGCCGCGAGGACCUGGUGUACAAUAUCAUCUGCAAGAGCUGCGGCUCUGGGCGCGGCGCCUGCACCCGCUGUGGGGACAAUGUGCAGUUCUCCCCACGCCAGCUGGGCCUGACAGAGGCCCGCAUCUACAUCAGCGACUUGCUAGCUCACACCCAGUACACCUUUGAGAUCCAGGCCGUGAACGGGGUCACUGACCAGAGCCCCUUCUCCCCGCAGUUUGCCUCCGUCAAUAUCACCACCAACCAGGCUGCCCCGUCUGCUGUGUCCAUCAUGCACCAGGUCAGCCGGACCGUGGACAGCAUUACCUUAUCGUGGUCUCAGCCUGACCAGCCCAACGGAGUCAUCCUGGACUAUGAGCUGCAGUACUAUGAGAAGGAUCUGAGUGAAUUCAAUGCCACGGCGAUGAAGAGCGCCACCAACACCAUGACUGUGCAGAACCUCAAAGCCGGCACCAUCUACGUCUUCCAGGUGCGGGCACGCACCGUGGCCGGCUACGGUCGCUACAGUGGCAAGAUGUACUUCCAGACCAUGACCGAAGCUGAGUACCAAACAAGCGUCCAGGAGAAGCUGCCUCUCAUCAUUGGCUCCUCAGCAGCAGGUCUGGUGUUCCUCAUUGCUGUGGUCAUCAUCAUCAUUGUGUGCAACAGAAGACGGGGCUUCGAGCGAGCCGACUCCGAGUACACUGACAAGCUGCAGCACUAUACCAGUGGCCACAUGACAUCCUGGAAUGAAGAUUUACAUUGACCCUUUACCUAUGAGGACCCCAAUGAGGCCGUCAGGGAAUUUGCAAAGGAAAUCGACAUCUCUUGUGUCAAAAUUGAGCAGGUGAUCGGAGCAGGGGAGUUUGGGGAAGUGUGCAGUGGGCACCUCAAGCUGCCUGGCAAGAGAGAGAUCUUUGUGGCCAUCAAAACACUUAAGUCGGGUUACACGGAGAAGCAGAGACGGGACUUCCUGAGCGAGGCCAGCAUCAUGGGGCAGUUCGCCCCCAAUGUUAUCCACCUGGAGGGUGUGGUCACCAAGAACCCUGUCAUGAUCAUCACCGAGUUCAUGGAGAAUGGCUCACUGGACUCCUUUCUCCGGCAAAACGAUGGGCAGUUCACUGUGAUCCAGCUAGUGGGCAUGCUGCGGGGCAUCGCUGCAGGCAUGAAGUACCUGGCCGACAUGAACUAUGUGCACCGGGACCUGGCUGCCCGCAACAUCCUCGUCAACAGCAACCUGGUCUGCAAGGUGUCCGACUUCGGCUUGUCCCGCUUCCUGGAGGAUGACACCUCGGAUCCCACCUACACCAGUGCACUGGGUGGGAAGAUCCCGAUCCGGUGGACGGCACCUGAAGCAAUUCAGUAUAGGAAAUUCACAUCAGCCAGCGACGUGUGGAGCUAUGGCAUAGUCAUGUGGGAGGUGAUGUCCUAUGGGGAGCGGCCCUACUGGGAUAUGACCAAUCAAGAUGUGAUAAAUGCAAUAGAGCAGGAUUAUCGGCUGCCCCCUCCCAUGGACUGCCCCAACGCCUUGCACCAGUUAAUGCUCGACUGCUGGCAGAAGGACCGGAACCACAGGCCCAAAUUCGGGCAGAUUGUCAACACGUUAGACAAAAUGAUCCGAAACCCCAAUAGCCUGAAAGCCAUGGCACCCCUCUCCUCCGGGAUUAACCUUCCUUUACUGGACCGCACAAUCCCUGAUUACACCAGUUUCAACACGGUGGAUGAAUGGCUGGAUGCCAUCAAGAUGGGCCAGUACAAGGAGAGCUUUGCCAGUGCCGGCUUUGCUACCUUUGAUGUGGUGUCACAGAUGACCAUGGAGGACAUUCUGCGAGUCGGGGUCACUUUAGCAGGCCAUCAAAAGAAAAUUCUGAACAGUAUCCAAGUGAUGCGAGCACAGAUGAAUCAGAUCCAAUCUGUGGAGGUUUGAUGUUCACACGUCCUCACACUCCUCUUCCUCAAGGCCCUUCUCCCCUUUGCCCCUGUACAUCCAAGCUCCAGUUCUUGAGUGGUCUGCAUUCACCAGAGACAGGCAGCUACUCUAAGGAUCAUGGCAACAGGAAGAAACAUCCUGACAACAAAAAGUUGCCAAGAGCUUCUAGAAUUUAAGCAAUGGAAAAAGGGAACAAGGAAGACAAAUAUUUUGGGGGAAAACUAUGAAAUAUUUUUUAAAAAUAAUAAUAAUAAAGCAAUGGCAUUUUUGAAAAGGGCUCUGAGAUUCGUGGGAGUCUCCAAAGUGAGAUAAAAGAGCAGAUCCUUUCAUUUCCUUCCUGCACAAGGCUGCUUCAGCAGGCCACAGACACCUCUGGAGCAAAGAGACUUUGUCAAGGAGAUGAAAGCCAAGUGAAGACAUGGGAAGCGCUCCUCCUUUUCUCCCUUGGGAUGGUGACUCUGGGGACAUCCUGCAGCCAGCAGUCGUCCCCGAAAGCCCCCAUCUGGCAAAUCACAGGGGGAGAGAGAGCUGAGAAGUUCUUGCCAUGUAAUGGACCCAGCGCAUCUGAAAAGUGGCAAACUUUUGCAAAGCUGAAGAUUUUUGUAAAAUAAACAAACUGAGACAAGAAGAGUCUUUUUUUCCUGCAGAUGAGAAGGAACCUUGAACCCAUUGGGAGUGGGGGAUGGGGAAACCAAUCCCUUUUAGAGCUCUUAUUUUCGCUUGACAUGGAACAGUUUAGUGAGUGACACGUUUUCCAGGGGUCUUCCCAUCCACCCCUCCAAUGGCAUCAUUGUCUCAUACAUAUCAUAUGCACAAGACUUUUAGUGAUCACCUCACUAGUUGCCAAUGACCUUUUCUCAGAAGACUUCCCAAGUACAGUACGUAGUAGUUUUUGAUUACAAAUGCUGACGUGUCCA